Strongyloides ratti is the source of this 1056-nucleotide messenger RNA. Its product is annotated as Two pore domain potassium channel family and Two pore domain potassium channel domain-containing protein. Bases 1 to 1056 code for a protein of 351 amino acids. Gene Ontology annotation, biological process: stabilization of membrane potential; potassium ion transmembrane transport. The record is from RefSeq and is a predicted model, not a curated record. Gene Ontology annotation, molecular function: potassium ion leak channel activity. The transcript is spliced from 3 exons. Lineage: Eukaryota; Metazoa; Nematoda; Chromadorea; Rhabditida; Strongyloididae. Gene Ontology annotation, cellular component: membrane.
AUGGAAAUACAUACUCGUACAGUUCAAUUUAGAAUAUAUUUUUAUUUCAUUAUAAUAGCCUCAUAUUUAGGUUUUGGAACUUAUUUAUUUUAUAUUUUGGAACAUGAUGCAUCCAUAGAAAGAAGAGAGGUAUAUGCUACAAGAUGUAUAAUUGUUAAAAAUGAAGCUAUAAAAGAUUUAGAAAAUGAAAUAAGAUUUCUUGAAAAUAAUAAUUCAUUAAAAGAUAAUAAUAUUAAUGCAUAUUCUGUAAAUUCUCCAUUACAUUUAAAUAUAUUAAAACUUCUUGAAAGAAUUGAUGAAUGUCAUCGAAAUCAUAAUAUAACAAAUGUUAAAGAAAUUAAUUUAUUAAAUGCAUUUUCUUUUGUUUAUUCAGUGUCUGCUACACUUGGUUACGGUGAUAUUGAGGCACAAACAAUUGGUGGAAAAAUAUUUUUUAUGCUUUUUUCAAUGAUAUCUAUUCCUCUUUUUAUUUCUUUUUAUGUUGAUCUCACAGAAUCUGUUGUACAAAGUAUUAUAACAUAUUAUUAUUCAAUUAAAUUUUACAUAAAAAAAUUAACUAAUUCAAAAAAACAAAAUAUAAAUUCUUUAAAAAAAGAAAUUGAAAUUCAGAGAAACAAACAAUUUCCAAAAGUUGUUGUUUCAAUGUUAUGUUUAAUAAUAAUUUUCAUUAUAUGUUCAAUUAAUCAUUUUUAUCAAGUUAAGAGUGUUAAUGACAAAGAGACGUUUUUACAAAGUAUGAGCUUUAUUUUUGAAUCAAUUGCUUUAAUUGGACUAGGAAAUAAUGUUCCAGAAGAUACAUUUAAUUAUUUAACAAAAGAAUUACCAUUAAUAUUUAUUGGAGUAUGUUUUUUUGGAAUAUAUUUAAAUAGUACUGUUAAUGUUGCACGUCAUAUGAUUCCAACAAUAAUAUUUAAAUACAAAAAAAAUAAAAAUAAAGAUUCAUUUGAUAUAUUAGAUUAUAUAUUAUAUCAACCGAAAAAAAGAAAUCUUGGUAUAUUAAGUGAUUAUCGUUCAGAUUCUUAUAUGAUACAUAAACAAAAUGAGUUACCAUUUUAG